Messenger RNA from Nerophis ophidion (straightnose pipefish), 9541 nucleotides. Its product is annotated as probable ribonuclease ZC3H12B. Lineage: Eukaryota; Metazoa; Chordata; Actinopteri; Syngnathiformes; Syngnathidae. The transcript has 7 exons. Gene Ontology annotation, cellular component: nucleus; cytoplasmic ribonucleoprotein granule. The record is from RefSeq and is a predicted model, not a curated record. Bases 433 to 3006 code for a protein of 857 amino acids. Gene Ontology annotation, molecular function: RNA endonuclease activity; metal ion binding; mRNA binding.
GUUGACAGAGGGACUGGAGAUGUAAAGUAGUGUGCUGAGGGAGUCAUCACGGAGCAUCUUCUCUUGAUCUGGCAACCUUCGGCAAACUGCGACAGCACAGCAGCGCCAAUGGCAGCUGAACAUCCGCACAGCACCGCGAGCAGGAUGACAGCAACAAGGUGAGAUGGCCACUGCCGGCUCGGCUCCGUUUGCUCGGAUUUACAUGAAGCGGGGCCGCGGUUGGACGGCGUUGUCGUGUCGCCGCGGCUUCGGCACAGUUUAAGUAGUUCACACAGGAGUGUGUGCAAUCCCAAAGCCCUACCCAAGAGGUGUUAAGAGUCCAGCAAUGAAUGAGAUUCCUUGGUUGCAGCCGAGGUGAGGGCUAAGCAUGGUGCGUGAAUCUGAAGCGACGAGGCAAGCGUGACAGUAUGUUCUGCGUCGCAGCAACUCAAAAUGGAAAAGCACCCAUGCAGGGAGGAGAACAUUGACUCAAGCGGGGCCCAGCAUGCCACCGACAACACUGAAGAUGGCAGCAGCUCGGAAAGCGAUUCUGAAGAGCAGCAGUGCCCAAAGGUUCAGGUGAACAGCAGCUGCAAGAAGUGGGAGCCCCUGGCUGUCACUAAGCCCCAUCGGCAGCUGUGUCGCUCCCCUUGCCUCGAUCAGCCCAGUUUUUCCCAGAGUAGCACAGUACAAGAUGUCCGCGAGGAUUAUAAUAGCGCAGGGCCAGCGAUCAAGGCGGCCAGUGACAAGGAGUACCAGACAAAAAUGGAUUUUGCUUUAAAGCUGGGCUACUCGGGGGAGCAGGUGGAGACUGUGCUCAACAAACUUGGGCCCACUGCACUUAUUAAUGAUAUUCUUGCAGAGCUAGUAAGGCUUGGAAACAAAGUGGAACCUGAAUGUCAACCUUGCAGCAGUGCAGUCACAUCACAAUCAUGUGCACCCUGUGUUAAAGAGACUGCUAGUCCUGAGGUGUCUGCGGAAGAUGAUUCUGUGGAAAUGUAUGAUAAUCUUCGACCUAUUGUCAUUGAUGGCUCAAAUGUGGCAAUGAGCCAUGGAAACAAAGAGGUUUUCUCUUGCCGUGGUAUCCAACUUGCUGUUGAAUGGUUCCUAGAAAAGGGGCACAAAGACAUCACUGUGUUUGUCCCAGCCUGGAGAAAGGAGCAGUCAAGACCUGAUGCCCCUAUUACAGAUCAAGAAAUUUUACGCAAGCUAGAAAAAGAGAAGAUCCUGGUUUUUACCCCAUCUCGAAGGGUCCAAGGCAGAAGAGUGGUCUGCUAUGAUGAUCGCUUCAUAGUGAAGCUGGCUUAUGAUUCUGAUGGAAUUAUCGUGUCAAAUGACAAUUACAGAGACUUGCAGAAUGAAAAACCAGAGUGGAAGAAGUUCAUCGAGGAACGACUCCUUAUGUAUUCAUUCGUCAAUGACAAGAACUACCAGAAAACCUCUCAGUACAAACCCAUACAGUUGAGCUACACAACAAAUUACAGACUCAAAAGAUUCAUGCCACCUGAUGAUCCACUGGGAAGACAUGGUCCAAGCUUAGAAAACUUCCUUCGCAAGCGUCCUGUUGUUCCAGAGCAUAAAAAACAACCUUGCCCAUAUGGCAAAAAGUGCACAUAUGGACACAAGUGUAAAUACUAUCAUCCGGAGCGUGUCAAUCAGCCACUACGGUCAGUCGCCGAUGAACUGCGGGCUUUUGCUAAACUGUCUGCUGUGAAGACAAUGAGCGAGGGGGCCUUAGUUAAAUGCGGCAUUGGUCCGGCAGUUGUGAGCAGAGACAACACAUCUGAAGUCAAACGCGUGGCGCCCAAACGGCAGUCCGACCCAAGUAUCCGCUCAGUGGCCUGUGAGCUUUCAGAAACACUGUCCGUUGUCAGGAAGUCUGAAACAAAUUCAGUGCCUUCCCUUGUGACUGCUCUCAGCGUGCCGACCAUGCAGCCUGUUAAGAGCCACGCAGCUGGGGCUUUGAACACGCGAUCUGCCAGCAGCCCUGUGCCAGGUUCUUUGCAGUUCUCGCACAGUUCACUGGAGCACAUGUCUAGUGUACAGUACCCGCCCAUUUUGGUAACUAACAGCCAUGGCGCUUCUGUUACAUACAGCGAGCAGUUCCCGAAAUAUGACUCCGUCAGCGACCAUGGCUAUUAUUCACUGCAUAGCGAUUUUUCAAACAUGAGCAUGAGCAGUAUGCACAACGUUGACAGUUUCUGUAGCAUAGAGCACGAGCACAGUGUGUGCCAGAGAACUCGCAGCCACUGUCCUGAAUCCUGCCUCAGCCACUCCAACAGCGACUCGUUCUCCUCAUAUGGCGACCUGUAUCCGAGCUCUGUGGACGGUAGCCUGGAGGAGAGCCUGAAGGCGCAGCAGCAGCCCCCUGCCCCAGGGAGAAUGCAGACUUUCUCCCAUGGGUUUCGGCACGAAGCGUUGUCUAGGGUUCAGAGUUAUGGACCAGAGGAGCCCAAGCAGGGUCUACGUAAGCAGCCUGGAGCACACCUAGCACCACACAUCCAGCAUGUUACAGUGGGGGCCAGGUCAAGCUGCCCUGGAGACUACCCCCUCACUCAGAAUGUCCUCCCGCCGUUCUCCUCACAGGCGACGCGAUCCCUCGGCAUGACUCGCAUGGACAGCAUAUCCGAUUCCAGGCUGUACGAUAGCAACCCAAUGAGACAGAGGCGACCGCCACUGUGUCGAGAGCAGCAUGCGAGCUGGGACCCUUUGCCUUUUGGAAACGAGUCUUAUGGAUAUCACUCUUACCCACUGAGCAACAACUUGAUGCCGUGUUGCGAGCGGGUGAUGGUCCGCAGCAUGCCCGACAAAAUGGAGCAAAUCUGGAACUCGCCGUGGGAGCCCCUACCUGCAGCUGAACACCAAGAACGGUAUGUCAUCCCAGACCACCAGUAUCAAACCUAUCGAAACCUUUGUAACAUCUUCCCUGCAUAUGUGGUCCAUUCAGUAAUGGAGAAAAACCCUCAUUUGACAGACCCCCAGCAACUCGCAGCCGUCAUUGUUACAAAUCUGAGGUCUUGUCACUGAGGAAUCUUCCUUUAAAAAUUAUUCAAAUUGAAGGCGAUUAAGGAGAUAGAGUAUUUUGAUUGCAAAAACAGGCACUUGAUAAAUGUUGACAAAAGCGCAACAUUUGCCCUCAGGAGUUGUUUUUUUUUUUUUUUUUAAUUAAAUCAGCUGCAAAUUCUGACAGUCUUACAUUAGUAAGAUGAUAUCAGUAAAACACUUUUUUUUUUUAGUAUAAUUAUAGGAUGGCUACCUUUUUAUAAGAAGUGUGGUGCACUUAUGGGUUGUGUCAUAGCACAUCCAUUAUACUUGAGCAGGAACUAUAUUUCCAUUCAACUUAUUGAUUUGGAGUUAAGGCAAAAUGUGAAAUAUACAGAAAUUCCCUGCAAUGUUGUCUGGAAUGUUUUAGUUCAGCUAACUAGUUGACUAUCUGAAUAUACGCUAUCCCAAACUAAACCACAGCAUCUUUAAAUCAAGAAUGUCAGUUUUUUAAGUAAGCACAAAGGUCCCAUUCAAGUCACGUGGAUGUGCUAUGAAAGGCAUCUUAAAUAUGUCUGAAACUAUCAAUAACUUUCUUCAGCUUUUCCUCCACUGUAAAUAACUCUUGUGACUUUUUUCUGUGCAUUUAUUUCUAAAAGACAAGAGGGAGGUACACGCAUACCUCCAAGCAUGUACUAUGACAUUUAAUGGCCUUAUAUCUGAAUGACCUCACACUUUAGUCGUCUCGGCGGGUUUCAAUGAACGUACAUUAAGUUGAAGCCUCCUACUUUUUAAAUGUAAAGCACUAGCUCAGUAUCUAAAGAUAUCUAUUUUCUCAGUCUCAAUUACAAAGUUACUAUUUUGAUAGAAGUUGACAGUGCACAAAGCAAGCCAAAAAAGAGAUUUGUCUUGUAUACAGGUGCACAUGUUAAUCUAUGUACAUAAAAGCCAUUAUGUCAUUUAUAAGCUGCUAAAUAAUGCCAAAAAAGGUCAUUAUUCUGACGUCACAUUACAUUUAGCUUCAUGUAAUUGGACUUGUUAAUCAUUUUCUAUUUCCAAUGGUAUAGUGUAUAUUUGGUUGUACUGAAUAUUUUUAAGUAAAAAUAGUAUUAUAUAUACAUUAGUAGCUCCUCUGAACUCCUUCAAGUUGUCAGUGGUCUAUUCUUUUUGUAAUAAAGACCACUUUUACAUGCACUUAAAUGGACUGAUUUUAACUUUUGUCAACACCUUGCAGGGGGCUGACUUUUAUUUCUUGUGAGUUUGGGCUUGAAGACUUGAGUAUUUCCAAACCCACUCAGUGCAAAUACAUAAAAGGCUGCAAAGCAGCUUCCUAAUGCAUGUACAAUAAAUUAGAUGAACAUGUGGCACUGAGAUAGCGGUAAAUCCGAAUGAAUGUGCAUUACCUGUGCAUGGAAUCUGGGACACCAUUUCACUAAUGUGAUGUGUCUGAAUGCAAAGGCAACAAUGUUUACCAUCACAGUUUUGCACACAUAUUUCUAUAAUUCCACUAUUUCAGCUAGGCCCGCUAGGUUGUUAAAAUGUGUACCACAUUGGCUGAGUUUCAAUAAUUGUAAAAAAAAAAAUAAUAAUUUAAGUAAAUGCCAGACAGAAAACAAACUUUUAUGUUUGGUUUUCACUGUAAAGGUGAACAGCUUAAAGAAAGACGGACUGAACAUAUGUUGAUGCAGCCGUGAGGCGGUUUGGCUGUGCCUUGCUGCACAUUGCUCUCAGGAUGCUUGAACUUUUUCUCUUCACCGGCCAAAAACCAGUGGUUACUGCUGGCAAGAGUCUAUUCUAAUAGUGAUAUAUUUUGUGACAAACUUGUACAUGUAAAUACUGUUAAAGCGUCACAAGUGCAUUGCAAAACUUUGUAUUUUUGUGUUUGUCUGAAUUAGGCACCUUGAGAAGUUAGUUAAUGGGUUUGUUGAGGGAGCUUUACAUGAUGCAGAAAUAUUUCAUACUGUGACACAUAUUAAGCUUGUUACUGACACUCAAGUGUCACAACAUAAGAGCGUUUCUUGUAAAGCCUGCCCAACUAAAAGGUGAUGUUCCUAGUGUAUUUAAAGGGAAAUACCACUCAAUUAAAUAUAUGACAUAGGAGCAAAUUUUUUGGAAAAAAAAACUUUAGAAGUUGCCAAAGUCUACAGAUGCGUCUAAUUUGGAAAGAAACAUUAUGUGGUGUUACUCUUUAACAAUGCAUUUGUGCAAGUGUGAUUUUUUUUCUCAAUGGCGGUGCUUUAAAAAUAUAGAUUUCUCUAUAAUUUUAGGUAAAACCGCAGUGUAUAAACAUUCAUAAAGAAAAUAAUGAAUGUGUCAAGCCCAAAUGAAUUUUGGGUUUUGCUGAUAAGUUUUUUUCAUGAAAAGAACAAGGCCACUUUAGGCCAGAUGUCUGUUCAUGAGAAGGUGAAAACAAACCUGCCUAAAUGUUUCUACAUGUGAAACAAUCAGAUUGCAAGGCUGCUGUCACGGUUGUUUCUGGCAUUUGGCUCAACGUUUGCGUGCCGUCAUCUGAUUUAUUUUUUUCCCCUUGAGGUUAAUACACUGAUUUGGUUGCAGAUUACAAAAAACAAGUAAACACGAUGAGUGUUGCUGUAAUUUAAUUGCAUUGAUGAUCUCAAUUCAUAACGUAGGUCAGCAAAAAUUAACGAUGACUUUAUUAAUGUACUCUUGUUUUGCAAGAGAAGGUCAGAUUUGUGGCAGCUGAGGUUUCAACUAAAUUACUCUCAUUUCCCCCGUUAGUGAGGUCUUAAUGAGAGUUGCAUAGUUGCAUUUUAAUAACUAGUAAAUUGAAAUAAUAGUAUUUGUAAAGGACGCUCAAAAAAACGAUUCACAUCCAAAUUGCGAUUAUUAUGACAUCAUUUUCUAAAAGAUUCAUUUUUUUUAAAGAAAAUUUUAAUUUUUUAAGACGGGUUUUUGUAACCUAGAUUGAAAAGACGUUUUAUUUAUUAAAACAUGGUUAAUAUACCAAUAAUAUAUUGUAAGAAUCAGUGUAAAUUGAGAAUCGUGUUGAAUCGGGAAUCGAAUCGGCACCACAAAAAUCUUAAUUGAAUCGUGAAUUGUAAUAUUCCCAUCCAUAGCAUUCAGAUCAUUGUUUCUAUAAAUGAUGAUGCUUUAGUACAACUUGUAUUAUUGUAUUUCGUUUAACACGCGCUGUUUGUCACUACCAGGCUUGUGCAAAAAUCUGAGUUGAAAUGACAACGUCUCAGAAAUUGUAAAAAUAAAUAAUUACAAUAUGAAUUGAAAUUCCAAUUGAGAAUUGUGGUGUAUUCCAGCAUCUCUCUUUACAGUUUAAUCCAUACAUGACUUUUUCACAUAUUUCUUAAAAUAUUUGUAUUUACCUAAUGUCAGUACACAAUACACUUAUUUUAGGUACAAAAUAAUGCAUAUUCCGGACUACAGAGCGCACUGCGAUGUAAGUCGCACCCACUAAAUUUUAGAAGAAAAAACAUUUUUUUCUGUAUGUAUUAGCCGCACUGGACUAUAAGCCGCAGAUAUGAGUUCUUUACAAAGAAAUAUUCUUUAAAUUUUUAUAUACGUACCUUAAUUGUUUCCAAACGGUGUCUGUAACACGGCAGUAAGACAGCUGAUCAAUCAAAACAAAAGUCAUUGUCAUGAACCCUCUAGCUGCAGAAGCAAGCUCUCCAUUCAGCUAAACAGACUCAAAAACUCCAGAGUGACGUCUUGGUGAGUUUACUGAGGAAUUUGUGAGACUGAAACAAUACAAAAAAAAACUCCCAUUGUAAGUCAAUAUUACUAACAGACACUUAUACACCUAUAUUGGCUAAUGCUAACAGCGUCAUUGUAUUACGAUAGCACGUAAAACUACAGACAUCACACAUGGGACGGUUUAUUACGUAUAAACAGUUUAGUUGUACUGUAAAUUUUACAAACAUUGUUUGGAGUGAUGAAUGUAAAAUCCAUAUGAGUAGAAACGCUAUCGACAGCUGGAAGACUGAACGGCACACCUAUUGGAAGAGAAAAAAACUAAUUACCAUAAAUGGAAGGACAUUGCAGCACCUGCAGUGAGCGAAUUCAUCCAAAACUUGGCGCCACAGUACAAACAAUAAAACACCCCAGGGUUUCUGAUUGGUAUUUUGAAUAAAAAUAUUUGUAGUAUUGCUGUCAGCAAAGAAAUAUCUAUUAAUUAGCUACUCAGUUUUAAAAGCCACAGGUUUCAAAGUGUAGGAAAAACAUAGGGCUUAUAGUCAGGAAUUUACGGUAUGUCUUUCAUCGACAAUUAAAAACAUUCUAUAAGACAUAAUUGUGUGAAAUUAACAGUUAGCAUGUUAACUGCACAUGUUGUAGGUACAUAAAGUACAACUAAAUUGUGGAUAUUGUUACUUUCAAAUAAUGGAAAAUGUUGGAAAAAUACUUCAAAACAGAGGAUAUUUGUGUUUCAUCUGUGCAGUGAUUCUCAAACUGUUCUAUGUGGGCUCCAUCUUGUGGUACGCCAAAGAAUCACUAAAUUAAAUAUUUAAACAGUGUUACUGUUCAAAAUGUGUGUAAUGUUACAGUGGCCAAAAAGAUUAAAUAUACCUGUUAAAAAAAACCUCUGCCCUGUUUUUCAUGAAUAUUCAGGCCUAUUACGUUACUGUAUUUUAAUGUUGGUCAUUAUGGUGGUACUUGGAGGGCCAAGUGUUUUCAGAGUUGGUACUAGUGUUUGUAAAGUUAUUUUUAGUAUUUAGGCCAAAACCUUCUGUUAAAUGUUACAGAUUCUUCAAUUUACUGUGAAUACAUUUCCCGAAUUGCAAUUAAUUAAAUUUCACUUCCUGUAAUUGUUAUUCAAUAUCCUGUGGGUUUGAACCAAUUCAAUUCCAAUCCUUCAAAUUUGGACCUUUGCAAAAGCCUGGUCCCUACACAACUCGUUUUUGUUUACAAUCCCUUAUGCUGAUAAGGUCGUCUUUUUAGAUGUUUAACAGAAAAUGCUCAUAAAACUCUACUUCAGUUUUACAGAUGCUGUUCGGCAGGUGGUGUGUGUUGUCAUCCACAUGGUGGCAUUAGUCAUAUUAAAAAAAAAAUACAGCCACGAACAGAUUGUAUUUAUUAAAUGUGGACAAAGGAACACUGUUACAGCAGAGGGCACUAUUUGAGGAACUCGUUUAUCUAAGGAGAGUUUAUUUUCUAUUCAAUACAUUUGUACAAUCAUUAUCAAUGCAAAUUCACAUUUAAUCUGCGUCUUAAACUCUUUUCACAAACAUCUAUAAAUAGAAAAAAUCAGAUUUUAUCAGGAUGCGAUUCAAACAUUUUUAGAAAUGUUGACAUAUGAUAGUCAUCUCACUCCCCAGGUCACUUUUUUCCCAUUUUUAACUAAAGUCAUCACUUUCGCAAAGAACAAUCUAAUGGAGGUUCAAUAAUAGUAAUUGCCUGUAACCCCUCCCCCUUCUUUUGUAUGUGCCGCAAACAACCAAGCCACAAAUGUCUAGAAUUGACUUUUGCUUGUUGAUACAAAUUGUAUCUCUACCUUGAAUGUAAACUAAAUAUCAAAUGUAUAAUAUGAAUAUAGUUUAAUUUAAAUAAAGGGGAAAAAUAAUGCCUAAUUUGUGUGACACUGUGUGUCACUGGGCCCAUUGGUAUGUACUAACUCUUAUUAGGUACAGUAGUUACUCGUGUGGCACUAAGCAUCACGCCCUCACUGUACAUAGCCAUGUGUUUAUCAAUGUUGUAAUUUGUGCAUAUAUUUUGUUGAAAAAUGUCUGCUAUUUUAAUGGAAUAUUUCAAUAUCUUGGAGGAUGUUUUGCUUUGUAUUAAAUAUUUGCAUUUGGGGGCGGGGUGUUUUCUUUUUACACAGAUUGCCACACCAAACUAAUAUAAACUUUGUAAACUAGGAUUACUAAACACAAUGCCAGUUUUCUAUGAAUCUGUUUGAUGUUUAAUGUUCUUUUAAGAUCUAUAGUUCUCUACAAACUGGAAUUUAUCGGAAUGUUUGGCAGGUGGUCGAAUGAGUAACUUGUGUUGACAUGUAUUGUUAUUUCUACAACCACUGAACUAUCGUAUUGAAGUGUAAAAUUAUAAUUUUGCUGUCAGUGGCCAGUUUAAUGUGUGUAGGGUUUUGGCUGGCCAUUAAUGAAAUUGCAUUUGUGCUAUUUUGAAAAUGGUAAAACUGCUGUGGUAUGUUAAAAAUAGCAUGUCAAUAGAUACGAUCACGACCAAAGUUUUACGUUUAUUUAAAAAAUUAUACACAUGUACUUGUGACCAGUGGAUCAAACACACAUUGACACUUAAGUGUACCAUGAUGCCAGCAUAUGUCUAUAAUAUACAGUAUGUACCUGGAUUAACAGAAUCAGUGACUGAACAUACAGUAUUUAAAGUGUAAUACUCAGGUUAAACCCCCACCUAAAAUUCAGAAUCAAAUAACAGCAUGUUGCACUGGUGACUUUUCUAUGGUGGUGUGAGCGUAAUAAAAAAGUGUAACACUGAAGCAAGCUGUUUGUGCUGUGCUAGUUUGCAGUAUUGUAUUCCACACCGCUUUUUGUAAACCAGCGUAGAAUAUUUGAGUCUGUGGGCUCAAACAAAAUGUAAGUCUUAAUGACAAAAUGUGUUUCUCACCCUUAAUAAAGGUAUCCAAUGAUGUUCAAACUGG